Messenger RNA from Salvelinus sp. IW2-2015, 1466 nucleotides. RefSeq names its product transmembrane protein 121. Lineage: Eukaryota; Metazoa; Chordata; Actinopteri; Salmoniformes; Salmonidae. The record is from RefSeq and is a predicted model, not a curated record.
AUGGUGCCUCCCCCUCCCACCAACCAGCCCCAUGUCUGCCUGUCCACCCUGCUGAUCAUGAGCAGUAUGGCCCUGAUCGAUGCCUAUCUGGUGGAACAGAACCACGGGCCCAGGAAGAUAGGUAUCUGCAUCAUGGUGAUGGUAGGGGACCUGUGCUUCCUCAUCGUGUUGCGGUACGUGGCGGUUUGGGUCGGGGCCGAGGUGCGGACCGCCAAGCGAGGUUACGCCAUGAUACUCUGGUUCCUCUAUAUCUUUGUCCUGGAGAUCAAGGUGUACUUUGUGUACCAGAACUACAAGGCUGACAGGAAGUCUCUGGAUGCUAUGGCCCGUAAGGCCCUGACCCUACUCCUCUCAGUCUGUGUCCCAGUGCUGUUUGUAGGUCUAGUGGCCAUAGACCAUAUGGAGUACGUACAGCCGUUCAAGAAGAAAGAGGAGCUCCGUAACAGGUUGUUCUGGGUCGUGGUGGACCUGCUAGAUAUCCUGGAUAUUCAGGCUAAUCUCUGGGAACCCCUGAAGAAAGGUCUCCCUCUGUGGGCCGAAGGACUUAUGUUCUUCUAUUGUUACAUUCUGUUGCUAGUCCUUCCCUGUGUCUCUCUUAGUGAGAUCUCCAUGCAGGGCAUCAAUAUAGUCCCACACAAGAUGAUGCUAUAUCCUAUCCUCAGCCUGGUCACCAUUAAUAUUUUAACCUUGUUGAUCAGAGGCUGUAACAUGCUGCUGUAUAGAGAUGCCCGGGUCAGUGGGAUCCUGAUAGGGAAGAAUGUGUUAGCUAUCAUACUAAAGACCUGUAGCUUCAUCCAGUACAGGAGGCAGUUACAGAACACUCCUCCUGUGUUCGGGUUGGAACGACAGAGGAACUCUGUACCACAUCACCAUGGUAACCAGGGUCUUGGACGCCCUGUUUCUAUUGUGAUGACCGCUCACCCGCAGGUGGGCCUCCCGGACCAGACAGCCCUGCCCCUCCCUCUGCCAGAGGUCACAACUACAUGUCAACAUACAUGACUGAGACCAGGAUCAUACCAUGUAUGUAUGACCCUCAGGAUAUUAUACACGGGACACACAGGAACAUCUGACUCUGACCAAAAUCUACAUGGAUGUACCAAUAUCAUGUUUGACCGUCAGGACUCUACAGGGCAAUGGUCAACAUCAUGUGAAAAACCUUGUAUGGAUAUUGUCACUGAUCAGCGGGACACAGGAUCCUUAUGGAGUAUAGAGCAGAGACAUGGAGAAUGUUUAUGAAGAACCUUGAUACAAAGAAGAUUAUAAUACCAAUCUGUAUAUUAUCAUUGGAACACAGUGGACACUCUCCUUUUGGAUAAUAUGGUGACAUGGACAACACCUUCUGGUGUAAAGAACAGGAUCUCCAGACUCUGUUAAAGACAACACCUAUUGGUGUAAAGAACAGGAUCUCCGGACUCUGUUAAAGACAACACCUUCUGGUGUAAAGAACAGGAUCUCUGGACUCUGUU